Messenger RNA from Ananas comosus (pineapple), 2029 nucleotides. RefSeq names its product protochlorophyllide-dependent translocon component 52, chloroplastic-like. Bases 130 to 1776 code for a protein of 548 amino acids. NCBI's taxonomy places the organism in Eukaryota, Viridiplantae, Streptophyta, Magnoliopsida, Poales, Bromeliaceae. Gene Ontology annotation, molecular function: 2 iron, 2 sulfur cluster binding; chlorophyllide a oxygenase activity. The transcript is spliced from 7 exons. The record is from RefSeq and is a predicted model, not a curated record.
UGGAUCAAACCUGACACUGUUCCAACCGAAGCUAUUUCAUCCUCACGUUUCUUACGCAAAACUCUCCCCUUCCUCCUCUUCUCCCCUCCCCCUCCAUCAUCAUCAUCAUCAUCAUCCUCAUCCUCAUCCAUGGAAUCUCUCUUCUCCCUCCCUUCUCCCUGCCUCUUCCCCACUCCCUCUCCUUCCGCGCCCAAAACCCUAAACCCCACCACCCUCUCUUCUCCCCUCUCCCUCCACCACCACCACCACCACCUCCGUCGCCACCGCAGUCCCACACGAACCGCCACCGCCAUCCUCCGCUCCCACGGCCUCUCCUCCGCCCCCUCCACCGCCCUCUCCGACGCCUCCGACCCCUUCGACAUCGGCGCCGGCCAGGGCGACGAUGCGAAGUUCGAUUGGUACGCCCAAUGGUACCCGGUGGCUCCCCUGUGCGACCUCGACAAGCGGGCGCCGCACGCGAAGACGGUGAUGGGGCUCGACGUGGUGGUGUGGUGGGACCGGGCCGAGGGGCGGUGGCAGGUGUUCGACGACCGCUGCCCCCACCGCCUCGCCCCGCUCUCCGAGGGCCGCAUCGACCCCCGCGGCCGCCUCCAGUGCGUCUACCACGGCUGGUGCUUCGACGGCAGCGGCAACUGCAAGUACAUUCCCCAGGCGCCGUCCAGCGGCCCCCAGGUUCAUUUGAACACUAAGGCUUGUGCGGCUGUUUAUCCUAGCGUUGAACAGAACAAAGUUUUGUGGUUCUGGCCUAGCACUGAUCCUCAAUACAAGGAUAUCUUAGAGAAGAAACGACCUCCGUACAUCGAAGAGUUGGAUGACCCAUCAUACACCUGUUCAAUGGGAAUAAGGGAACUUCAAUAUGGGUAUGAAGUCCUGGUAGAAAACCUCAUGGAUCCGGCUCAUGUUCCAUAUGCACAUCAUGGACUAAUGAGAGUAAGGAGACGUGUGGAACCUGGCAGAGCUGAAGCUGAUCGAGAAGGAGGUGGACCUGUAGAAAUAACAAUAGAGGAAUCAAACAAAAGUGGUUUUCAUGCAAAGCAGGAUGCUGGUUAUUUCAGAUUUAUAGCUCCGUGCCUCUUUUAUGGUGCAGCAACUGUUAACCAAUCUGCUACAUCAAGGAAUGUCCAAGAGAAUAUUUCAGCUCAACCCCAGCAGAGGUUCAAGAGGUUUCUUCUCAUAUUUAUGUGCAUCCCAGUCAGUCCUGGAAGAAGCCGAGUAAUUUUCACAUUCCCAAGGAAUUUUGCAGUUUGGAUUGACCGAUUUUUUCCACGAUGGAUAUUUCAUAUGGGACAAAACCUUAUUUUGGAUUCAGAUCUUUAUCUUCUCCAUGUAGAGGAGCGCAAGAUCGCGAAAGCUGGCUUUUCCAAUUGGUUCAAAGCUUGUUACGUGCCAACAAAGUCAGAUGCCAUGGUUAUAGCCUUCAGAAACUGGUUAAGAAAAUAUUCAAACAAUCAGGUUAACUGGGGGAGCAUGUCUAGCGAGCAGCUUCCACCAACUCCUCCGAGAGAGCAGCUGAUGGACAGAUACUGGUCGCAUGUUGUGCAAUGCAGUAGCUGCCGUGGAGGAUUGAAAUUUCUAAAGGCCCUCGAGUUUUCUCUUCAAGUUCUCUCGUUAGCCCUAAUUGGGACUGUUGCAGCUGCCAGACAUAGUUUAACUUCAGCCACCGCAAGGAAUUCUAUCGUCUUUGCAGCAGUACUGUGUUUUGCGGCUUCACGGUGGCUCUCUCAUUUCAUCUACAAGACCUUCUAUUUCCAUGAUUACAACCAUGCUUUCAAAUGAUUACUCUGCAGGUCAGACCUUCUCUUAACAAAAUAUAGUAAACAUUAUUUACCUUCCUUCUGUGAUACUCCGUCAUAACUGCAAUAUUGAUGUAUAUAACUGAACAGACAUACAUGAUACAUAAUCUCUGUCACAAAAUUGUAAUUAUAAGGCAUCUUACCAUGCGCAGUUAUAGAAAAUUCUGCAUCGGGUUCUUUCAAUUUUACAUCCCCGAGCGUUAGCAUUGGAAAUUGCAGCUUUUCUUAUGUUCUUA